ACUCAGGUCUACGGCACCCAGUCAUCCAAUCACAACCUCCGAUGGCGAAGCGUCCUAUUCAGCCAUGUUGUGGUUUUGAAUGAGGAAGAAGCGGGAGAUAAUAUUUUACAACGAGUUUAUAUGCUUUUUAAAGUCACGUAUGUGAUAUAUAAAUGAGUUAGGGUGUUACUCAAAAUGAUAACCGUUUUUCCGAACGCGUCGGUUGCGACUUGCCACAAUCCUGCUGGAAUUUAAACACACUUCCAUAAAUUAGCCCCGUCGUAGCAGCCUUAGCUAGCGAGGUAACGUUAGUUAGCAUAGUGUGCUAGCUUGGCAACCAGCUAAUUCUCAACUGUGGCGAACGGGCAGCGCGUUUCGUGGGGCUUUGUAAAAUGAUAACGAUGAGUGUUAGCCCUUGAAAAAGCCUCAGCUAACCUACCUCAUUCGAAUGAAGCGCACUGGCUUCCCUCGGUUAGACUAUAUUGACAGGUAACGUUAGACUUACAGUAGCUAACGUUACCGCGAUUUCUCUUCAAACCAGCGGCGGUUAUUUCUAAAAGUUUUGAGCCAUGUUGAAUCAUAUCUACGAGUGGAUAGGAACAGGCAUUGCCAAUCUUCGCAACGGGGAACCAGCUGUGGAGGACUCCGGUGAACACCGGGUGCAGGGCGAUGUUCCGUUAAGGAGGAAAAGAGCAAUUGGAUGUUUGGAAGAUCGGCAUAACAGCGACCAAGAUGGAUCAGUUGUAAAGAAAUCUCGAAUGGAAGAUUUUAUUGACACAGUCAAGGUUGCAGCGGAAGGGGUAAAGAGUCACAGCUCCAGUGUGGCUUCGUGGAUGAGAAACAGUGUGAGCCCUACCUUGAGCAACAUGCUGCCGGCCUUUCCAGGUCCUCCACCUGGACACGCCCAGCCAGAGCCCUCAACAUCCGCAGCAGGAGUCUGGGCCGAGACGCCGCGUGCUGAAAGGAACUGUCUCAAUGAGACGUUUGCUGCCCCAUCGACAACUUUGGAGUGGAAAACAAAAUCGGAAUGGUCACGCAAUGAGAGGAACAUUAUGGGAUCAAAAGUCUGCAGGCGAAAAGUGUGCAUGAGUCCUACACAUCGCAAAGUGCCAAAGGUAAACGGGCAUUCAGUCAUCUUACCACCCUCAAUCACCCCAAAGGUGCACCCAUCUCCACGGCUAGGCAGGCCGCUACACCUUCGACCAAAUGCAACACCAAGUUAUAGCGGCGUGGCAAAUAGCUCCUGCCAUACUAUGUAUGAGAAAAUAUUUCCCAUUAAAGUGGUGCAGAGCCCCACUCACAGCAACUCAUCUGGGCAAAUGCACAAUGCCAGGCCCCGCUGCACAGCACAGCAGUCUGUUUGUGAAGACGAGAAGGAGGUCUACAGGCAGCUUCUGGCCAUGGUCUCUGGGGGUCAGUCAUCUUCCCUUCACAACGGCAGCUCACACGCCAUUGUGAGGUCCCACAGAGAUUUUACCAGCUUCCUGACUACCAGCCGCAGACUGCUACAGCUCUCCUCCCCUACCAGGUCAGCAGUAGGUGAAACCUCAGAGGGACCCAGCAGCCCCCCCAGCCCCACAGGGAUGUCCAGCCAGAGCCUCAGCAACCUCCCCAGCCCAGUUUGGAAUUCUAGUAGACCCGAGAUCCAGUCAUGGUCUCUGGACACAGAACCCGGUUCCAGCACAGCAGCUACGCUCUUAGCAGCUCCCUCCCCAUCAGCUCUUUUGGAUAACUCUUCUCAGGACACACAAUCGUCAGCGCAUGAUGGUGACUCUGUUAUUAUUAUUAACGAGCAAAAGAGCAAAAAUGAAGGCCGCUCGAGUGUGCCAUGUUUCCAAGCAGAGUUAUGGAUCAAAGAAUUGACAAGUAUGUAUGACUCCCGGGCAAGAGAAAGACGGAGACAGAUUGACGAGCAGGUGGCUUUGGCCUCGCUGCUGCUGCAACAGCGCCUGUCUGAUGAGUCACAGCGCAGUCCAGAUGUGGAGGUCCAUGUCAGGGUUCCUUUGGAGAAAGAGGUUCCUUUGACUCGGGUGAUAGAAGAGCAAAAGCCUUUAGAAGAGAAGCCCGAAUUCCCCGAACUCACAGAGGAAAUGGAGGCUGAGGUGAACAGGGUGCUAAGAGGAGCUAACCAUGAAGUAUUAAGUGAAGGUUUUGGUCUCAGCCUUACACGCAAAGACCUGCAGACCCUCAGCAACCUCAACUGGCUCAAUGAUGAGGUGAUCAACUUUUACAUGAACCUGCUGGUGGAGCGCAGCAAGGACCCCGGCUUGCCAUCAGUCAAUACGUUCAACACUUUUUUCUAUCCCAAGCUGCGCAGCAGCGGCUACUCUGCUGUCCGCCGCUGGACCAAAAAGAUGGACAUAUUUUCUAAAGACAUCCUGCUGGUCCCCGUCCACUUGGGGGUGCACUGGUGCCUCUCAGUGGUGGAUUUCCGCAAAAAGGCUGUAAUUUACUUUGAUUCCAUGGGAGGAAACAAUGAUGAAGCAUGCAGAAUAUUGUUUGACUACCUGCAACAGGAAAGUAAGGACAAGAAGGGAAAAGUAAUGGAUACUAUAGGCUGGAGUCUGCACAGCAAAAAGCGCAAUCAAAUCCCACAGCAAAUGAAUGGUAGCGACUGUGGAAUGUUCACAUGCAAAUAUGCUGAUUACUUUACCAAAGACAAGCCAAUCACAUUCACACAGAACCACAUGCCCUACUUCAGGAGACGGAUGGUUUGGGAGAUUCUGCACCAUAAGCUGUUGUAACGCCAAGCACUGCCUCCCAUGCCUCGACUGCCCUUUUGGAAGUUUCAUGGGUGGAGCAGCUGAAACACUGCAUGUUUUGUAUUGACUAGCCAGAACUGUUAUUUUGAAAUCUGACUUAUAAACCAUACUCUGGGCUGCAAUGUUUGGUGCUGAUGUACCAGGUUUACAAUUUUUUUUUUUUGUCUGGAAGGAAGAAGAGCGCAUUUCCGACAGUAAUUCUACUUUUUGGGAGUUCCUGUCGAGGUUUGAUACACUUGGUACGAAAAUAAACAUUACCAUGAAAGCUGAAGUAUGAAUGGCUUCUAAAAAUUGCAUUUUUCAUGGAAUUAGUGUCUUAAUAUUUAGGCACAAUUUGUUUUGAUUUACCUUUAUUUUGACGAAAAAAAAACGAACAUUUCACCUAAAACAAAUAUUUUUGUAAUUUGAUUAACAGUCCCAAAACUUCAAGCAUUGCCUCAGAAUAUGUUUUCUAAAGGAAAUAGGAAGUCUUAUCGUGCCACGUACAUACGAGUGUGAUAAAGUGAUCUUUGUCUCAUUCUACAAACAGCAGGGUAAAAUUCAACAUGCGUUACUCUUGAUAAAAGAUUGUAAAUUAAGUCUAUUUUAUGUAUUUCAGAGUAUUUUCUUUUGUUGUUGCAACUUUUUGGGAAUAUUCAAUAUAUUUUUAACUUUGUACAUACUAAAACGUAUACAGCCUCAUUAAAUAGUGUAAUAUACUUUUUCUUUAUAGAAUUUCUGUUUUUUUUUUAUAUAAAUUGAAGUCUGUUUUAGAAAUACAUUCAUGUAUUGUGACUGUUAUCUGUAUUACC
Pungitius pungitius (ninespine stickleback) is the source of this 3532-nucleotide messenger RNA. It is a transcript of the gene senp1, whose product is annotated as SUMO specific peptidase 1. Gene Ontology annotation, molecular function: deSUMOylase activity. NCBI's taxonomy places the organism in Eukaryota, Metazoa, Chordata, Actinopteri, Perciformes, Gasterosteidae. Gene Ontology annotation, cellular component: nucleus. The record is from RefSeq and is a predicted model, not a curated record. Gene Ontology annotation, biological process: protein desumoylation; proteolysis. Bases 549 to 2723 code for a protein of 724 amino acids. The transcript has 18 exons.